ACAAAUUUAAGAAGAAAUACCAGAGCACAGCAGAACAGAGCAUCGGAUUUAAUUACUUCUCUCUCCCAUCAUCGUCUCCAAUCUUUAUAAUAGCAUACCAGCAGUAUUUAAGCCAUCCCUUAUCUCCUCAUUCUUCUUCUUCUUCUUCAUUACUUACUCUUUCCAUCUCUACGUGUCUCUGAUUCAAGAAACAAAGGCGAAGAACAGAGCUCUAACAAAAAUUCAAUCAAAAUUCCCGCGCCUUUUCUCAUUGUUUACCGCCAAAAAUCAUUGGUUUCUCAUAUCCCCUUGUAUAGUCUACUAUCAAUACACUAGCUGUUCAGUUGAUAACAUUUGUAACAGAAAAAACUUAAUCCGAUUUAAGAUUCAUACCCAUUCUUUGUUGAAUUAUCCCGUAUAAUCCUAACAUUAAUCAAAUUCAAUUCUAGGAUUUCUUCUGGGGAAAUUUUCUGCCUUUUGGUAAAAUUAUUGAUAGUAGAGUUUUUUCAAGAUACAGAGGAAUGUUGUGUCAUUAAUGAAAGUUGGUCCGAUUUAAAGAUAGAUACAGGCAUUCAAUUCCAUAGUAAACAUACCCAUGUUUCCAAUUCGAUCAUUCAUUGCAUUUCAAUCUCUGUUUUCCCAAUCUGAACAAGAAGGAGAAGUUCAGUUUUCGAAUCGAGUUUCAGCAGUAAAUUACAAGAAGAAGAAGAUGAAUACAACAAGUUAUGGGUUUGUUUUAAUUAGUUGGGUAUUGUUGUUAGCAUUCACACCAUUGGGAAUUUAUUCAGAAACCAAAAAGAAUCUUGUGAAGAUGACUCUGGUUCAACACGCUGUAACUCAAGGAGCUUUUUGUUUGGAUGGGAGUCUACCUGGAUAUCAUCUAGACAGAGGAUAUGGUUCUGGAGUAAGUAAUUGGCUUUUACAAUUUGAGGGAGGUGGUUGGUGUAAUGACAUUGAGUCAUGUUUGGAAAGAGCAAAAUCUCGACAUGGAUCGACCAGGUACAUGAGCAAAUGGGAGUACUUCAAUGGGAUUCUAAGCAACAAUGCCUCUUUAAAUCCUGAUUUUCAUAAUUGGAAUCGGGUUAAGCUUAGAUACUGCGACGGAGCGUCAUUUUCCGGGGACUCCCUGUAUCAAAAUGAAACAGUAAAGCUAUACUUUAGGGGCCAGAGGAUUUGGAAGGCCAUCAUUCUUGAUCUUCUUCCCAAGGGUUUGAAUCUUGCAGACAAGGCUCUGCUCUCAGGUUGUUCUGCUGGUGGUCUCGCGACUUUCUUGCACUGUGAUAACUUCACUAGUUUUUUACCCAAGAAUACCACUGCAAAAUGUAUGAGUGACGCUGGAUUUUUCCUUGAUAUAAGAGACAUUAGUUUGCAACACACCGCAAGGGAAUUUUUCGAACAACUUAUUCUUCUACAGGGCACAGAACAGUUUCUGAAUGAAAACUGUACUAGUUCACGUUACUAUCCGUAUCAGUGCUUCUUUCCGCAAUAUGCUUUGCCUUAUGUCAAAGCACCAUAUUUCAUCCUAAACUCGGCAUAUGAUGUAUUCCAAUUUCAUCAUAAUCUCGUUCCACCUUCUACUGAUUUGCGUGGACAUUGGAGUCGAUGUAAAAAUAAUCCUGCAGCGUGUAAUCUGCAUCAGCUAACUAUAUUACAAGGUUUUAGAUUUGAAAUGCUUAAAGCUUUGUUAUACUUUUACGAGUACUCCAAAACGGGAGGGAUGUUCUUAAAUUCAUGUUUCGCUCAUUGCCAAAGUGAGUCCCAAGACACAUGGUUUGCUCCAGAUUCCCCGAGAGUUCACAAUAGGACGAUAGCAGAGUCAGUUGGCGAUUGGUACUUCGAGAGAAGGGUAACCAAGUUGGUUGACUGUGCAUAUCCAUGUGAUAAUAGCUGCCACAACACCAUAGGUUAAAGGGUGUUCAUACAUUGACAAAGACUUCUGAUGAAGUUGAUUCUUCAUUUUUUCGGGUGUGAAUUCAUCAGUCUCGAUAUUAAUGUUUUCAUACAUUGAUUUUACAGUAUAGAUGGAUAGAAGAAAUUUGUUUUAGGGCGAAGUUUAGUUGAAAAAAUUAAGAAUUCUUCUCAUAUGUGGAGAAGAAGAAAUUAGGAGUAUACGGGAAUCGGUUGAGGUAGAUUACUUGACAAGAAUAGUCAUCAUCAUUCAUGCGUCAAUGUUAUACAGAAUGCUUUAUGUCUUACAAAUGUAGAGUUGUAAAAUAAAGUUACAUUGCAUUCUUUGAUGUCAUUAGUGUAUAAAUUUUUC
Papaver somniferum (opium poppy) is the source of this 2239-nucleotide messenger RNA. Its product is annotated as pectin acetylesterase 9-like. The coding region runs from base 575 to 1888 and encodes 437 amino acids. The transcript is spliced from 13 exons. Lineage: Eukaryota; Viridiplantae; Streptophyta; Magnoliopsida; Ranunculales; Papaveraceae. The record is from RefSeq and is a predicted model, not a curated record. Gene Ontology annotation, molecular function: hydrolase activity.